Penicillium daleae is the source of this 1635-nucleotide messenger RNA. RefSeq names its product alpha-arrestin. NCBI's taxonomy places the organism in Eukaryota, Fungi, Ascomycota, Eurotiomycetes, Eurotiales, Aspergillaceae. Gene Ontology annotation, molecular function: ubiquitin protein ligase binding; protein-macromolecule adaptor activity. Gene Ontology annotation, cellular component: plasma membrane; cytoplasm; cytosol. The record is from RefSeq and is a predicted model, not a curated record. Gene Ontology annotation, biological process: ubiquitin-dependent endocytosis. The transcript has a single exon. The coding region runs from base 1 to 1635 and encodes 544 amino acids.
AUGCCAGGCCGUCUGAUCCCCAACUUUGUUCGGGGCUCUGGCUCCCUGCACUCAUCAGUCUCAUCGACUCCCAUCCACUCCAAUUCGUCCUCGACCACCUCCGUCAAUGAAAUCCCCCACCACACUGGCUCCAAGAAGCCCGCACAUGGCAUCUCAGACCGUGCGCGCUCGCCUGAGCGUCGUCUAUCUUUCAAUAUGGACCAUUUCAUCCACCCUCACCGAGACCACAGCAAGGACAAGCGCCGCAGCUUGGGACGCGCGGGCCGCUCCAAGGAACGCCUGGGCAAGGAGGAGCUCGCAAAGCCGUCUGCCAAGCUCGAGGUUUUGGUUGAGUCUCCUCCUCUGGUCUGCUAUGGCAACCCAAGCAACUCGACUGGCGCUCUGUUCUCUGGCCGUCUGCGCGUAACCAUCACUGAGACCAUUGGCGAGGUCACUCUCAACCAGUUCGACGUGCGCCUCAUCUCCAAGACCUCCACCAAGAAACCCGUUUCCAGUCACUGCCCCGGCUGCGCUACCCGCACCGAGGAACUCACCCGCUGGAACUUCCUGACGGACUCCCUCCACCUCAAGCCUGGCCAGCACGACUUCCCUUUCAGCUACCUGUUCCCUGGUCAUCUCCCUGCUUCUUGCAAUGGCGCCCUGGGAUCAGUGGAGUAUACCCUACUGGCGCAUGCUAAAAGCACUGCUGGCGAGGAAUUCAGCCUCAACCUGCCCUUGAACGUCCGCCGUGCCUUGAUCCCCGGCAACGACAAGUCUUCUAUCCGCAUUUUCCCUCCUACCAACCUGACUGGCCGCAUCGUCCUGCCUUCGGUGGUUCAUCCCAUUGGCAACUUCCCCGUGGAGAUGACUCUGAGCGGAGUGGUCGACAAGGGUGACGAGACUCAGACCCGCUGGCGCCUCCGUAAGAUGAUGUGGCGCAUCGAGGAGCACCAAAAGAUCGUCUCCACUGCCUGCCAGAAGCACGCCCACAAGAUUGGCGGCGAGAACAAGGGUGUUCUGCACCAAGAGACCCGUGUCAUCGGCCACAACGAGGAGAAGAGCGGUUGGAAGACCGACUUUGACACCGCCGGUGGUGAGAUCACUAUGCAAUUCGAUGCUAGCAUCAACCCUACCACCAACCCCGUCUGCGACAUGGAGGCCCCCGGUGGCUUGGAGGUCAAGCACAACCUCGUCAUUGAGCUCAUUGUCGCCGAAGAGUUCUGCCCCAACCGCAACACCCGCCUGAUCACCCCCACCGGUGCUGCCCGUGUCCUGCGCAUGCAGUUCAACCUCCACGUCACCGAGCGCAGUGGCCUCGGUAUCAGCUGGGAUGAGGAGAUGCCUCCUGUCUAUGAGGACGUCCCUGCCAGUCCUCCCGGCUACUUCAAGCUCGACGACGCUCGCAGCGUCAUGGAGGACUACCAAGGUUCUCCCCUACCACUGCCCGAGUACGACGAGCUGGAGCGAAUGGAGUCUCUGCGUUUGGACAGUGACUCUACCCACUCUUCUGCCAACUCCACCUCCAACUCCAACCCUAACCGCGGACGCCUGCGCUUCACAGCUGAUGACUUGGUCACUGAGCAAAGCCCGCCUCCUUCUGAGUCUGCCUCCCGCGUGGCAUCUCGAGCCCCGUCGGUUGACUCUUCCCGCCAAUAA